Messenger RNA from Hyla sarda, 2667 nucleotides. Its product is annotated as B-cell receptor CD22-like. The transcript has 11 exons. The record is from RefSeq and is a predicted model, not a curated record. The coding region runs from base 151 to 1641 and encodes 496 amino acids. Lineage: Eukaryota; Metazoa; Chordata; Amphibia; Anura; Hylidae.
ACAACUAAGUUACUUCUCAAAUCUGUGUCUGUGUCUCGGGACUCACAUACCUCCAGUAUCAGUGCCUGGUCUCCUCUAAACUGUGCUUCCCGUACCUGAAGACAAUGAAUCACAUUUCCGCCAAUCAGUCGCUGACAAACCUCAUACGGAAUGGACGCUGUGAAGCCGGUUUAUCUUCUCCUCAUCUGUCAAGGCUUCUAUCUGGGUUCUGAAGGUCAAUAUUGGACGAUCCCUUCUACAAUCACUGCUCUGAUUGGCUCCUGUGUGGAGAUUCCUUGUACAUUUAUUCUGGGGACCUCGGAAUUAAUCCGUUCUGUAUGGUACUUACAUAUUAGAGGAGGAUAUGCAAAGAUCCUAAACUCCGAGGACUCGUCUUCAGUACUGCAGGAAUACAGAGGUAGAACCUCACUGGUCCCAGGUCAGGGCUGUACCCUGAGGAUAGACCCUGUGAGGAGAGAAGACGGGAACAGACAGUAUUAUCCAGGGGCCACAGGAGAUGCAUCUUUUAAUGCAUAUGAUCAACAAUCUACUACAGUAAAUCUCCUUGUUACAGCUUCAGUGAAUAUGCAGCUUAAUGGAUUAAGAGCUAUGACUGAAGGCGAAGCCAUCGCUAUAAGAUGUACAGCAGAUCACACAUGUCGCUCCAGUCGUCCUAGUAUACAAUGGAACAAACCCGGGCAAGUUGUGUAUUGGUCGCUGGAGAAUUCUGGAGGAUCCUGGAGAGAAGAAUCACAACUCACAUAUAUCGCUUCAUAUGAAGAUAAUGGGAGUCAACUUCAAUGCAUCGCAACAUAUCAUAAUGGACAACGUUAUAUGGUGUUCAGAAAUCUGAUCAUCUACCAUGGACCAAAAAAUGUGAUUGUCACCGUCAUUGGGAAAAAUGAAGUAAUAGAGGGAAGUAAUGUGACUUUACAAUGUAACAGCGUCUCCAAUCCCGAUGUAUCUAAGUAUGAAUGGUACAAAGGGAAAAAGAAAACCAGAUUAGAGUAUACAGGACGAAAAAUCAUAGUGAGGAAAGUGACCGGGAACAUGGAGCCCUAUUCCUGUGCUGCUAUAAAUCUUAUGGGGAGAGGAGAAUCAGCCCUGAUGGAGAUACCUGUACUAUAUGCACCAAAAAAUUUGAUUGUCACCGUCAUUGGGAAGGAUGAAGUAAUAGAGGGAAGUGAUGUGACUUUACAAUGUAACAGCGUCUCCAAUCCUGAUGUAUCUGAGUAUGAAUGGUACAAAGGGAAAAAGAAAACCAGAUUACAGUAUACAGGACCGGAGAUCACAGUGAGGAAAGUGACCGGGAACAUGGAGCCCUAUUCCUGUGCUGCUAUAAAUCUUAUGGGGAGAGGAGAAUCAGCCCUGAUGGAGAUACCUGUACUAUAUGAACCCCCUGGUACAAGUAGCAGUAUCGUUCCAGCAGUAAUUGGAGUGAUCUGCCUACUACUCCUUGUCCUGCUUGUCUACUGUUGUUGGAGAAAGAAAUGCCAGAAAAUAAAAAGCAAUGAGACUGAAACAUCUCCAGAUGACGCAUAUGUUAACCUGCGAAAAGAAGACAUUGGGUGCGAUUACAAUGAAUUAAAGCCUGAGAUCUCCACAAACAUCGGAGGACAUAGAGGAGCAGCUAUGGAAUAUGAGAAUGUAAAUUCAAUCUAAUCUAAGGAUCGUCCAAUCAUUUACUAAACAAAAAGAAGUCAAUAAAAAAAAAAACAUCAUAGAUAAUUAUAGAUGGAUCCUCAACAUCAACGUCUGGAGUCAUUACGAACACCUGAGAAUUUUCUGCAGAGGGGAAGACUUAUGUACAUACAUUUCCAAUGUCUUAUAAUGUAAAACUGUAAUGGCAGCAUCUUUAUUGCCAAAUCAAAAGAUUUUAAGGCAGCAGGAAGCCUUUCUCAGAUAAGACAGCAAUAAGCCUGCUCCGACAGAAACUACUGUGACUGAGCUUUAUACUGCCUUAAAAUCUUAUCAGCAGUAUUACAAGCUCCCUCUUCACAUCACUGGUCUCAUUCUGAGCAGACAGGAGAGGAGGGGGUUUGGGGGGGGGGGGGGGGGUAGGAGCUCUGCAUUUAGAGAGUGUAAUGUGAUGUUACAGCUACAAGCCAGAGAGCAUAGCUGAUCAUGGAGAGAUCUGUGGAGUAUGGCUAAUAACAUUAUAUUAUAUCAGCUGCAUUAUUAUUCUUUUUGACACCAUACAUAGGUUGUUUCUGGACAACCCUUUAGCUUCUUACCUCUAUGUCCAGUUUUGGCCUUUAUGAAACAAUUUUUCCCCUUCAUUUUUGAAGCUUCCAUUUGUUGAGGCAGCAACUUCAUCUACCGUACAAGGAUUAUUAGGUCCAUAAGGUAAAUACAGGUACUGGGUUCUUACUCAACCCUCAAAAAAUAGCAUCUUUCUUGUUACAAUGAUCACUUAAGAAUAAUUACAGUGUCACUAGAGCUCUGUCUUCACUUUUUUCCCUUUUGCUAUAUGUAUAUAUGCUAUAUGUAUUAAACACAUUCAGGACAUUGGACGUACCUGUAUGCCCUAGUCCCGCUCCCAUUGUAUGAAGCAUGUUGAGGAGCUGAGAAGGCUUCAUAUCUGGUUGUUCCCGGUUGCUAUGAGCAGCUAGGACCCAUGAAUAAUGCCGGACUUUGCCGAUCAGACAGAUGUCUGGCAAAAAAAAAUGUAGACACCCCCAUCAAAGU